CAAACGAAAACCAAGGCAAACUUGUGACGGACUGCUUGUGACAGCAGGGCUUAACUAGUGUUACUGCCGACAUACAGGAUGUCGGAGGACAAACGACGUGGGGAAGAUGCAGAGGAUGGCGGGCCAGGUCUUGUCUACAUGCCAUUUGUCAUCAUGGAAGAGUUUCUAGACAAGCUGAGGCUGCUAAAUUAUGAAAGUGAAUUUUCCCGUACACUUAAUAUGAAACCAAUAUCAAGACAUUACUUUGCGAUACCAACAAACCCAGGAGAACAGUUCUUCAUGUUUACAUCACUGUCAGCUUGGUUGCUGAGAAAAGCUGGCAAGAAUUUUGAACAACCACAGGAAUAUGACGAUCCCAAUGCCACGAUAUCCAGUAUUUUGGAAGAAGUAAGAAAACUUGGACAUCAGAUAGACUUCCCUCCUUCUAAGUUAAAACAGGGAUGUGGAGAACAUGCCAUAUAUGUACUGACACGACUAGCAGAUGAGGCCCUCAAAUCUACAAAUUUCACCUGGGAAAGACCAGAAUACCCUACUGAAGAGACAGAGGAAGAAACCGUGAUAGAAGAUGAUGCUGAGCUGACACUUGGGGAAGUGGAGAAAAACUUUUUUCAGCAACAUGGUGAUGAUGAAGAUGAAUUUGAGGAGGAAGAACAGAUCAUGGAUUUAGAAGGACUGAAACGCCUCGGCCAGAGUAAGCAAACAAAUGAGACUACCAAACCAGACGAUAUUCUUGAGUCAACAACAGAUGCUGCUGACUGGAAACUCGAGGUUGAGCGUGUACAACCACAACUUAAGGUCACAAUACGUACAGACAAUAAGGAUUGGCGAGUGCACGUAGAACAGAUGCAUCAACACAAAGAGGGUAUAGAAUCUUCACUGACAGAGACAAAGUCCUACCUAGACAAACUCCAUGAUGAAAUCACACGCACCAUGGAAAAAAUCGGUAGCCGUGAAAAGUACAUCAAUAAUCAGCUGGAGCAUUUGCUGGCUCAGUUUAGGGCAGAACAGGAACAAUUAUCCGAGACAAAGGAGCGGUAUAGACAAGCUAGUGGGGGUGUCACAGAGAGAUCGAGAAUGUUAGCAGAGGUGUCUGAGGAGCUUGAACAGAUCAAACAGGAUAUGGAGGAGAGGGGCAGUAGUAUGACAGAUGGAGCUCCCCUGGUGAAGAUCAAACAGGCCAUACAGCAGCUGAAGAAAGAGAAUAUGCAAAUGGAGAUCAGGAUAGGUGUAGUGGAGCAUGUUUUAUUACAGGCCAAACUAAAGGACAAGACAUCACAAAACAAACAAGUCCACAGCAACGCCACAGCCAAUCAGGAUAAGUUUGACUACAGUGCUUACUAGCCAAUCAGAACACUUGUUACAUCAGACGUCACAGAUUUCUAGUAGAGCAGUUUUAAUGCAGCCAGAUUGAAGAUGGUUUCACAACCCAUUACAAAAAUAUCAGGAAUACCAAAAAGUGUACAGCAGCUUUUGUUUUGAUGAAAAUGCAUUUGAAAUCUAACCAAUCCAAGCUUGUGUUGUGUUUAUCUGGGUACAUGUCAGCCAAUCAGAACAUGCAUAUCAAUGACAUAGUCUAAAAAUAUAUCUUUUGAAAAUUCAUUCUUCUGUAAUAACAUACACUAUGAUACAAAAUAUUUUUAUUUCGUUCAUAAAAACAUAUAAAUUGUGAAAUUUAAAAUUAACGAAACUUUACUGUACAUAGGUAACCUUCAGUAGCAGCUCUGAUCUGACUGUCCUAGGAGAAGCAGUAGUGUUGUUUAGUAUGGGUGAUACUGAUGUGUUUUGUGAGAGAGUAUGAUUGGUGUGAGAAUGUGUAGACAAUAUUAAGUGUAUUGAUUCCUCAGGAAUCCUGUGAUAAUAAUAUGGUCUUUACAUGUAAGUCCGUCCAACAUUCCGAUACUACAUUGUUAUAUCAGCAUUUUGUAUUGUUAAUGUAUAUUUGAUAUCUUAAAUGAGAUAAAAACAUAUUUUUUUCUGAAUAAAGUGUAGAGAUCAGAUCAGUGUAUAGGUAAACUAUAAGUAAUUUUUUUACCUACAGUACAUUGGUAUGUGCUAUUUUGACAUAACCUACCACUAAACUGUGUUAUUGCAGAAUGAUCUACUAGGAGAAAUAUGAUCCUGAUAGAAUAUGAUGUAUUGUUGUAUUUUGACGUGAAUCUCCUUCUGAAAAGAACCCAGCUCUAGAUUAUGUAUAAUAUGAUUUAAAAAGAAGACUUUUUAAUUAAUAAUUCAAUUGAUAACUAAUUGCGAAUGCCAUGAAAUAGUAUGUACACCUGAUAGAGAAUAGAAAAUAGAUGCAUGCAAACUCAGACAAUUUUCUCAAAUUACUGUUUUAUUGUGAAGUGUAGCAUACACCCUUAAAUCUUACAUUUGUGCUGAAUUUUCUCUUCAUACUUUAUUUAUUGAUGACAUUCAUAAAUGAGAAAUUUUUGUUUUUUUCUUUUACACUUUGAAAUGUCUAUUUUAUCUUGUCAAAUGAUCUGUUUGGAUCUUUCAAUAAAUGAAGGAUGGAACUUGUG
Molecule: messenger RNA, 2519 nt
Organism: Ylistrum balloti
Lineage: Eukaryota; Metazoa; Mollusca; Bivalvia; Pectinida; Pectinidae
Product: intraflagellar transport protein 57 homolog
Exons: 11
Coding region: 79-1341 (420 amino acids)
Biological process (GO): intraciliary transport; non-motile cilium assembly
Cellular component (GO): centrosome; cilium; Golgi apparatus
Source: RefSeq, a predicted model, not a curated record